AUGCCAGACCACAUGUUGGGAAGCUCGCCCUCCAAGUCCCAGGGACGCCCCAACGGGCUUCAACGAAGCGUUAGUGAGAACCGUGGCCGUCGUAAGGCGCUGCCGACGCUGGCUCCCGCCAUCCAGCCCAGACCCGUGGUCAACAACGGCCCGGCCGUAGGACCUAGUCGGCCUCUUAGUCGACCUUCAGGCAGACUAUCACCUCUGAAGCAGCAGCACUCGCGGCUAUCAAGCCUGACCUCAAUCCCUGAAUCGAGCCCCCGUACCCGGACGUCCGUCAAGUUCACAAUUGACUCGAAAGGCAGAGCCCGAGCUGAGACCACCGUCGUCGUUGAUGAUGCCGGAUCCAAUGGCGCACAGAGGAAGCCCGUCACCAGGGAAAUGCCACGCAGAGAAAAGAGCUGGGAUUCCGAGGACGAUGAUUCUUCUACAGAUGACGAGCCCAUCAUCAUUCCCAGCCGGACCACGUCCUUUGCUCUCCCUGAUCCUCGCAAGCCUACUUCGUCUUCCAUGUUCCAUUCAUCUCGCAGAAGCGUGAGCGAACACAGCUCAAGCAGUCAUGGUGCUUCAACUUCACAACACGACGCCGAGAGCGAAGCAGAGACAGUGAUGAAUGAUAACCACGGGAAAGGCGGCGAUGCCGCAAGCGAACUGCGCAAGCUGAUUGAGAGCCGCCAGAAGCGAGGUCCCCAGACCCUCGGCAGCCAGCGGUCUAACCGUUUUGCCUCUGGCAGCUUUGUUGGGAACUUCCAAGGAGGUCUAAUGUCGCCCGGCGCACUCACCGAGGCCAGCCUGCCUUCUCCCACAAAGGCCACCUACAGUGUGCGCUGCGUUUGCAGGAACAACGCUGACAGGCCAGGAGAGUACAUGGUCCAAUGCGAAUCCUGCGAGAUGUGGCUUCACGGGCCCUGCAUCAACAUUUCGCGGCGAACCCUUCCGAGUGUAUAUAUCUGUGCCUUCUGCUCCAACACCCCCAACAUGCGCGGUGGACGGCAUCGCGGAAACGGCCCAGUGCUGGGCCCGUCAGGGGCGAGCCCGCUAAAGCACAAAUCCUUCCGGUAG
This is a messenger RNA of Colletotrichum gloeosporioides, 1062 nucleotides long. RefSeq lists its product as uncharacterized. The record is from RefSeq and is a predicted model, not a curated record. Bases 1 to 1062 code for a protein of 353 amino acids. NCBI's taxonomy places the organism in Eukaryota, Fungi, Ascomycota, Sordariomycetes, Glomerellales, Glomerellaceae. The transcript has 2 exons.